AUGAGCGCAAAAAAUGAUGAUUAUCGAAGUGAUUAUGAAGGUAAAAGUGAGUCAUCUCUUGAUUCAGUGGAGGAUAUAAAAGCUUCUUCAGAGUCAUAAUAAUUCGAAUAGCCAAAGAAGAAAAGAUUAUAGAAGAAGCAAAAGAAUAAAAGAAAGAAAAAGAAAAAUAUAUAUAAAGAGAAAUAAAAAUUGAUUGAUACAGAGGCAUCUGAAACAUCAGAGGAUGAUUCAGAUGAUGAUAGACAUGAUUAAGGAGGAUAUGAGAAGGAAAUAUCAAAAAAAAGGCAAGAGGAGAUAUAUUAAAAUUGGGAUUUAAAAAGAAGGAAUGUUAGAAAUGUUGUAGAAGAUAUAGAAACAAGAAUUAAAAAUGGAGAGGGAGUAAAUGUAGAAGAAGUAGAAAGAUCAGAUGAUGAAAUAGAUAAGCCAGGAUUAAGAGAUCCAAAAGUAAAUAAUAAUAGUAAAUAAAAUAUAGUUUUGGCGUGUUUCUUGUAAUAAGGGCAAAGAGUAAGAAGCAGUGACUUCAAUAAUGUUUAAACAUAGUCAUUUGAUAGAUACAAAUCCUUUAGAAAUAGUAUCAGUGUUUGCAUUAAAGAAAUUCCCAGCAGCCAUAUUCAUUGAAGCCUAUUUUGAAUAGCAUGUCAUGAAAGCUAUUGAAGGUUUAACUAUAGUAAGAUAAUCACCACCUGAAUUAGUGGAAUGUGAUUAAUGUCCUAAUAUGUUUAAACCAGCAGAAGUAGAACAAAUUGACAUUGAAGAAGGAUAAUGGGUUAGAGUUAGAUAACAUAAUAUAUACUCUGGAGAUUUAGCUAGAGUUAUGUAAGUAGAUUAAGAGAGAAAAUUAAUCAAACUGAAAGUAGUACCAAGACAGAAAUAAUUAAUGAAAUCUCUUGAAGAAGAUGAAGAAAAUAAAAAGAAAAAUUCUAAAAAAAAUAAUACUAAUACAGAUCAAUCCCGUUUCUAAAUGAAAGAAGAAGAAGGUGAACCUCCUAUUGAAGAAAAUGAACCUUUUUAAAGAGGCAGCAAGUUUAAGUUUUUGAAAAGAGCUAAAUAUCUUUAAGAAUAGAGAAAAUACAUACGUGGACCAAAGAUACCAAUUUAGAUGACAAAGAAAUCUAUUAUUGAUGAUAAUGAUGAACCAACGUCUUAAUUCUUUUAUACAUCUAUAAGAGAUGAAUGGACUUCUGCUAAAAAAGAUGGAUUUGAAAUUAUUACACUUCCAGUUCAUUAAGUCUUAACUGGAAAUAUUAAACCUACAGUAGAAGAUUUAUAAUAUUUCUAUCCAGAUGUAUAAGAUUAUAGAUUAAUUCUUUAAAAACUACAUUCUAGUUUAAAAUAAGUUGUUGAAUAAAAGUCUAAAAUUCAAAUUGGUGAUUACAUUACUCUAAAUUAAGAUUAAGCUAAACCUAAUAGAUAUAAGGUUGUUUAAAUAUUAUAAGAUGAGAAUAGACUUAUUGUAGAAUAAACUGUUAAAAAUAAAAAUACUAAUGAAAAAAAGACUUAUGAAUAUAAACUUUAAAUUAGAGAUGCCAAAUUAACUUUCAAACUUUAUUAAUAAGUUGCCAUAGUAUCUGGACCAAAUACUGGAUUAAGUGGAACUAUUAUUAAAAUGGAUGAUUUAACUGCUUAAAUUUCCACUGAAGCUGGUAGAAUUGUUGAUGCCUUGAUUUCUGAUCUCCAAUCAUAAAAUAAUGUUAUUAAAAAAAUGGAUGUAGAAGAUAAUCUUGAUAUUGGAUCUACCCAAUAAAAACCUGGAUUCAAAAGAAAUGAUCUAGUUAAAUUUGGACUCAUAGAUAAUGAUAUUGGAUGCAUUCUUAAUAUUUCUAAUAAUGAAGUUAGUAUUCUUGAUCUUACUAAUUAAAUCAAAAAUAUUAAUAAAUUAGCUAUUAAAAAUUUCAUCAAUACUAGAAACAAUGUUGUCAAAAAUAUGUAUGGAAAUGAUAUUAGACAAUAAGAUCUUGUGGUCAUUCUUGAUGGCUUUUAUAAAAGUAAAUAUUAAUUAUUAUUAUCAUCUAGACAAUAAAGCUACAGUAUUACAUGUUUAUAGAGAUUACUUAUUCCUUUUUAAUGGUAAAUUUGAUAACACUUAAGGUGUCAUCAUAGAAAAAGCCAAUAAUUGUGGUCUUGUCUCUUCAUCCAAAAAAGCUGAACCUGUUGUUGUUAAUACCACUUCCUAAAUAUCUAAUGAAGAUUGGAAAAAUCUAAGGGGAUAAAUGGUUACCAUCCGUAAAGGAUAAUGGUAAACUUAUAGAGGUAUGGUCCAAGAAGUCAAUAGCAGGGUUGCCACUAUUCAGUUAUCAGCUAAAAAUCUUGUUGUUAAAGUGCCAUUGGAAUGUAUUAAAUCUGAAUCCUCUAAUUCUCAUCUUCAAGUUGGAAAAACACCUUAACAUCAUCCAGGUAUGUCAACUAGAGUUUGGGAUGAUCUUGAAGGUGUUCAACAAUCUGUUAUGAGAGGAUAUUAAUCUCCUUAUAUCACUUAUUAAACACCCAUGCGUAAUGAUUGAAAAAAUAAUAAC
This is a messenger RNA of Paramecium sonneborni, 2513 nucleotides long. The record is from the annotation of a GenBank genome assembly. Lineage: Eukaryota; Ciliophora; Oligohymenophorea; Peniculida; Parameciidae.